Trichomonas vaginalis G3 is the source of this 1575-nucleotide messenger RNA. Its product is annotated as protein of unknown function, DUF4106 family. The annotation marks the transcript as partial. The transcript has a single exon. The record is from RefSeq and is a predicted model, not a curated record. NCBI's taxonomy places the organism in Eukaryota, Parabasalia, Trichomonadida, Trichomonadidae.
AUGCAAAAGGCAAUGAAAAGCGCAGAAUAUAUAAAAGCUAACAAUGACUGGUUAGAUGCCCAAGCCAACGCUAAAGCAGCCCAACUCAUAGGGUCAAUAAGGACAAAAAUACAAGCGGAUGAAGAUAGUUCAAAUGAAGCUUUAACAAAUGCUGACUUUAAGAACGCUUUCGAAGCUCUUCAUAGUAAGGUGAAACAAGUGAACGACUUCUCAUCUGGAAAGAAACUGAAGUCUGAAGGUUUCGACAAAGAGUUAAAAGAAGUAGCACAAAAUAUGACGAAAAUAACAGAUGCAGCAACGAGACAGGCAGUUCAAAGUGCCUAUGACGCCGUUAGAGCAACUGUUGUGAAAAGUCAAGAAAAAGAGUUACAACAGACCAAAACAGACCUAGUAAAUGCUUUCUUAAGAACGAAAAGUCAGGUAGGACAUUACGCUGCAGAUGGAACAUAUGUGCCAGCUGGUGGAACUUAUAUACCACCAAACCCUCCAAGAGAAGCACCUGCACCAGGACUACCUAGAACAUUUACAUCGUCACAUGGACACAGACACAGGCAUGCACCAAAACCAACACAACAACCAACAGUUCAAAAUCCAACACAACAACCAACAGUUCAAAACCCUGCACAACAACAACAACAACAACAACCAACACAACAACCAACAGUUCAAAAUCCAGCACAACCAACAGUUCAAAACCCUGCACAACAACAACCACAAACAGAGCAAGGACAUAAAAGAAGUAGAGAACAAGGAAACCAAGAAUUCUUAAAAAUGCUUAACGAAGAGUGUGGUUUCCCAGAUACUGUUGACUUUAGUGACAGAUAUAAAGAAGCUAUUAGAAAGUUCAAGGAUGGAAAUACUGACCCGAACCUAUUUAGCUUUAUGGCUCAGCACCAAAACGGAUAUAAUCUCAAACCUGGAAAAUACAAGCUCGCUAAGGGAUAUGAUUUAAUAGCAUAUCAUCCAAAUGACAUGGAUGAAUUUACUCCGAGAUAUUUGAUGUCAGAGCUAAAUGACAAUUCAACUUUCGUCAUGAAACGCGUAAAAAAUAGAGACGGAACGAAAGAACAAAAGCUUAUGAAUGCGGAUGACGUAGAUAGGGAAAUUGUUGAAAACGGUCUCGGAAUAUAUGAAAUGCCAGCAGAUGAGGUACAAGAAACUCCACAGGAAGAAAUAGUUCAGAUACAACCAGACAUGGAAGAAAUAGUUCAGCAACAACAGCUAGAAGAGCCUGAAGGAAACGAACAAGUCACUCCUUUGGAAACUAACUUCACAGAACUAGAUGAAGAUUUGGAACAGCCGAAAAAUCUUGACCCUCAACAAGAGUAUGCGGAGAAUAUGGAAUAUUUCCAAGAGUCUAAAAAAAAUUCGGCUGACAUAGUAGAAGAAUAUCGAAAAAUGUUUGCCGACAUACAAAAGACUCCAACACCAGAUGAAAAUAUUCAGCAUAGAAUGGAAGUACUGAAAGAAAAUGUACACAAAUACAACAACCCUUUUUACUUACGAGCAUUUAACGUUCAAUCUUCGGAUGAACUCGGUGAAAAUAAAAGGUUAAAUUUCAAGAAAACAUAUAGA